CUUCCUUGGGGCACCCGGGCCCAUCCUCAGCCCCGGUGACUCUGCACCAGCCAGGCAGGAGAGACACCCCUCGUUAGGGCCUGGCCCUUCCUGAGCCCGCGGCUCCUCCGGCACAAGGACGAGGGAAAUGAUGGAUUUCCUCCGGCACCAGCUCAGCUCCUCACACCCUGAAGGACCAAGAGCCUCCUGAGCCGCUCCCGGCCCCGAUGAGGCUGUGGCAGCCCCCUCGCUCCAGUUCCCCUCCUAAACUGGGUGGAAGCUGCCCUGGUCGCCCCAGGGGUCAGUCCUGCCACCCCAAAUCAGGAUCUGGACACUCCACAGGCUCAGACACCCAUGGCAGGGACUCAAGGACUUCCCGGGUGUCCCAGUCACCCACCCACCCUUCCUGCCCAUCCUCACCCUCCCCACAGCCCCGCUGCUUACCCUGGACUUUGAGGCUAAUUCCCAACACCUGACCAGCUUAUUCUCCUGAGUCCAUUAUCAGCUUAAGGGCCAAAGACAUCUGCUUCCCACUGCCCUCCCGGAGAGCUGGAGGAGUCUUCCAGCUCCGAGCAGGAGAGCAGCAUCUCCCCUCGGAUGGGGCUCUGAGCGUCUCCACCGCGCCGCGGGGCAGCCCCCCUGCCCCCCCAGUUCCAGGGCAAAAUGGCUCAGGACAUGACAGAGAAGGAGCUGCUGAAGAUGGAGCUGGAUCAGCUGAAGAAGGAGGUGAAGAACGAGAGGCAAAUGGUCUCCAAGACUGGCAAGGAGCUCAAGGAGUACAUCGAGUCCAUGGCGGGCGAGGACCCGCUGCUGAAAGGGGUCCCCGAGGACAAGAACCCCUUCAAGGAGAAGGGAGGCUGUAUAAUAAGCUGACCCCCCCCGGCCCCGCUGGCACCGCCGGGCACGGGGAUGUUCCCGUGGGCCACCCAGGACUGUCAGAAACCUGCUUUCCCCGUAGUCCGCCCUCGGCACCGAGGAGGAGCCCCGAACCACAGCGUAGUGCAGCUAAAGGACAGCAAGAGGAAAAAAAAGAAGAUAAAAAAAGAGACAAAAAAACCCCAAAAAACCCCUCCCCCCUCACCCGCCCCCUCCGCUGCCACCGGGGCUGAGGUUCGGCGCCGUCCGCGCUCCCACAGCUGAGCUCUGCUUUCCCUCGAGCACAACUUCUGCAUUUCCAGAGCAGAGGGGGGAGAUGAAACCACCGAGCUGGGGCUGCUCUCACACUGUCCCAACCCCCCCGAGCCCGGAGCUGAGCCCCGCUGGCUCCAGAGGAGCCUCCCGGCUGCCUCAGCCCAUCCCGCUGCACCGAGGCUCCCAGGGCUCUGGAGCUUUAUCCCGUUUAUCCCUCAGGAUCCCCCAGCCGGUGCCCAGCCCUCCUGCAGCCCACGGCUCGUGCCCACCGUGCACCUUCCAUCGAGAGCCGGGGGCUGGAGAUCCCUGCGGGAUCGGGCACGGGAAGGAGUGCGGUGCCACCCCCACCUCCCAGCCUCGCUUCCUCCUCUGGAAAACCCCCCUGGCAGCCGCGGGAAAAUAAGUUUGUGACCCUGGGGGCUCCGAGCGCUGCCCCGGUGUCACCGUGUCACCUCCCCUCCGCUCCCGGCUCUCAUCCCACCGUGUCCCAUCAGCGACUGGGAUUGACUCGGAGCCGGCGGGACUGCCUGGAGCAGUCCUUAGGAUUCUCCAGCCCCAAGACAGCAAUGCCAGGCCUGGAUCCUCCCGCUCCCAAAUUUUCACAGGACAAAUUUCACCCCCUGCUUGACAGGAAAACGCUGAGUCCUUCAGCGGGGAAGGUUUGUGGGAUUUGUUGUUGGGAUUGGUUUGGGUUUGUUUUUUGUUUGUUUGUUUUUUAAAUCCAUUACAGCUACAUUUAAUCUUUGGGGAAAACUCUCCAGAUCUUCCCCAGACCCUCAACCCCAGAACAGAAGCAGCAGCUCUUUCAACCUCCGAGUCCCUCAGCUCCUGUCCCUGCCGUGGGUCGUCCCCAUCCCGCUCCUGCUUCGUGCUGCCCAUUCCUGCCAGAGGAGCAAACCUCUCCCACUCCUUUUCCUUGGGAAGGGCCGAGGGUGCAGGAGUCACCUGCUGCCCGUUUGGGAGGGUGUGGGUCUGCUGGAACGUGGGAGCUGCUGCUGGGGCUCCAGGAGAGCGUGGAGAUGGACCUGGGGCUGGUUCACCUGCAAGGAAACACCUCUGGAUCCCACUUGGAGCAGCGUUUUCCUGCCUUCUGGGGCUGGGAAUGAGGCACAGGGGGUCCCUCAGCACUUUGGCCACCCCAAAAGGGGGGGGCCCUGCAGAGAACAGACACAGGGCAGCGGAUUUUCCUCAGGCAGGGGGUUCCCCCCUCUCCCCCGCAGCCAGAACAGCCCCCCCUGCCCCUCCCCAGCCCAAAUCCCACCCAAAUCAAGGUGGGUUUAUUCUCCUGCAGACGCUCAAUAAACCCUCCAGCUCGAGCACAGCCUCUGUCUCUUCUUGCAGCACCGAGGAGCAGGAAAUACUCUUUACAAAUAGGAUUGA
Molecule: messenger RNA, 2490 nt
Organism: Chiroxiphia lanceolata (lance-tailed manakin)
Lineage: Eukaryota; Metazoa; Chordata; Aves; Passeriformes; Pipridae
Gene: GNGT2
Product: G protein subunit gamma transducin 2
Exons: 3
Coding region: 643-852 (69 amino acids)
Biological process (GO): G protein-coupled receptor signaling pathway
Cellular component (GO): heterotrimeric G-protein complex
Molecular function (GO): G-protein beta-subunit binding
Source: RefSeq, a predicted model, not a curated record